Molecule: messenger RNA, 429 nt
Organism: Pelobates cultripes (western spadefoot toad)
Lineage: Eukaryota; Metazoa; Chordata; Amphibia; Anura; Pelobatidae
Source: the annotation of a GenBank genome assembly
AUGAGGGCAGACUUCCAGUCAGCCGUGGAUGACAUCAGGAAAGAGGUACACGAUAUAGGCACACGUAUGGGCACACUGGAAGAACGCACAGACGAGUUAUGCCUUGCCAAUAAUGAAAUAGUGGACAAGAACCACAAGAUGGAGGCAGACAAACAGCACCUGGUGGAAAAAAUGGCAUAUCUGGAAGACCGCAACAACAUCCACAUGUGCGAGGUCCCAGAGACUGUCACAGUAGAUGAGCUACCUGAGUACCUCCAGCAGCUCUUCCUGGCCAUAAAGCCUGAUCUGGACAAAGCGCAAGAUGUCCUAAGGGAUAUCGUUACCAAGCUCCAUUACUGCAGCACAAAAGAUGCCAUAUUAACGGUGCAAAGGAAAGCCGUGACAAUAUCGGCUGAUUAUGCUGCCGUGGCCUUAUAUCAUGACCUAUAA